AUGCUAGCAGUGGGGGAAGAAGAGACCUACUCAGUGGUGAAGAAUGAUGUGCGAGUUACCUUAAGGAUAAGGAAGCCAGUGGCUUUCUUUUCUCUGAUUCCUGUUCUCAGGCCAAGACCAGUGACACCACAGUCAAGGUUCUUCAGUCCCUUUGUAGUGGCUUUCAUUGUCAUAACAACAGUAUUGAUCCUGGCUAUGACUAUAGGUCUACUUAUUCACUUCUUAGCUUUUGACAAGAAAACUUAUUUUUACCACAGCAGCUUUCAAAUCCUAAAUGUUGAAUACACUGAGGCAUUAAAUUCCCCGGCUACACAGGAAUACAGGCAUCUGAGUGAAAGAAUUGAAUCUAUGAUUACUGAUGCAUUCCGAGAAUCAAAUUUAAGAAGUGACUUUAUCAGAACACAUGUUGUCAAACUGAGGAAAGAAGGGAAUGGCGUGAUUGCGGAUGCUGUCAUGAAAUUUCGAUCUAGUAAACGUAGCAAUAGAAGAUCCAUGAAAAACAGGAUUCAUUCUGUGCUUCGAAUACUGAGUAACUCUGGAAGCUUGGAAAUAGCCCCUUCGAAUGAGAUAACAUCACUCACUGACCAGGAUACAGAAAAUUUUUUGACUCAAGAAUGUGGAGCCCGUCCAGACCUUAUAACACUAUCAGAAGAGAGAAUCAUUGGAGGCACGCUAGCUGAGACAGGUGACUGGCCCUGGCAAGUCAGUCUACAGCUCAAUAAUGUUCACCACUGUGGAGGUAUCCUGAUCAGUAACUUGUGGGUCCUGACAGCAGCUCACUGCUUCAGAAGCUACUCUAAUCCUCUACAAUGGACUGCCACCUUCGGUGUUUCUACAAUACGUCCCAUCUUAAGAGUGAGAGUAAGGACUAUUGUAUCCCACAACAAUUACAGAUAUUCAACUCGUGAUAAUGAUAUUGCAGUUGUACAACUUGAAAGACCUGUCACCUUUAACAGAAAUAUCCACAGGGUGUGUCUCCCUGCAGCAACCCAAAUUAUCCUACCUGGUUCUGUUGCAUAUGUCACAGGAUGGGGGUCACUCACUUAUGGAGGCAACACAGUCACCGAUCUACGACAAGGACAGGUCAGAAUAGUAAGUAACAAUGAAUGCAAUGAACCAGCUGGUUACGGUGGAAGUGUCUUGCCUGGAAUGCUCUGUGCUGGAGUGCCUUCUGGUGCUGUGGAUGCAUGCCAGGGUGAUUCUGGUGGCCCACUAGUCCAAGAAGACUCACGGCGGCUUUGGUUUGUUGUGGGGAUUGUGAGCUGGGGAUAUCAGUGUGGCCUGCCAAAUAAGCCAGGGGUGUAUACUCGAGUGACAACCUACCGCGACUGGAUUCGCCAGCAAACUGGAGUCUAGUGCCACAAAAGCAAAUGUGUUGUGAAGUGUAUAUGCAAGUGUACAUGACUCAGAUGUCAUAAUUUUACUUUUCAACUGCAAAGGAAACUGGAACUGUCUCAUUGUAACAUAGUAUU
Messenger RNA from Phodopus roborovskii (desert hamster), 1472 nucleotides. RefSeq names its product transmembrane serine protease 11D (gene Tmprss11d). The coding region runs from base 1 to 1356 and encodes 451 amino acids. The transcript has 10 exons. Gene Ontology annotation, cellular component: plasma membrane; extracellular region. NCBI's taxonomy places the organism in Eukaryota, Metazoa, Chordata, Mammalia, Rodentia, Cricetidae. Gene Ontology annotation, biological process: proteolysis. The record is from RefSeq and is a predicted model, not a curated record. Gene Ontology annotation, molecular function: serine-type endopeptidase activity.